AUGUACAUCCUUGGGGUCGCAGGCGGGUUGCUGCGCGUCCUUCUCCCUUUUGCUGUUUCUUUGACGCUUUAUUUGUAUUCAUAUCCUGUCUUCCACGGUUGUGUGUUUCCAGCCCGCGAUGCUUCCACGACGACGGCCUUCGCCUAUACUCUCCAACAACAUUGGCCGUUCACGCACGCUUUAGACGCGCCGGCCCUGCCUUCGGUUCCUUUCCGAUUACUUGUGCUCGCUGACCCUCAAUUAGAGGGAGAUAGCUCACUACCGAAGCCUGAAGACGCGUUUCUACGAAAGAUAGAACGCCGAUGGGCAACGAUCUGCGCAACAGGAGGCCAUGAUUUCAAAUCUCAAAUACUCGAGGAUGUGAGAGGCAUCCUGCUCGAGGAUAUCCCGACAUCUUUGCAGGCUCUUCGAAAACGACUGGAUCUGCUUGGCAACGAUUACUAUCUGGGCCACAUCUAUCGAACCCUACACUGGUGGACUAAGCCUAGCCACGUAACGGUGCUGGGAGACCUGAUCGGGAGCCAAUGGGUCACUGAUGAGGAGUUUGCAUGGAGAGGCUGGAGGUAUUGGAACAGGGUCUUUGCCUCUGGGCACAGGAUAAGCGACGAUAUAACGAGCUCGAAUAUCAAAAAGGAGGAACAAAUCUUUGAGGCAAACGAUGAUAGUUGGAUGACGAAUAUCAUCAAUAUUGCCGGAAACCACGAUGUUGGCUAUGCUGGAGAGAUCUCUCAGAGCAGGAUGGAUCGUUUUGAACGGGCGUUUGGAAAGGCCAACUGGGAUGUCAGAUUCCAAUAUCCUUACCACGGCAUUUCAAGCAAUGAGACCAUACCAACCAUACACCUGAUCGUGCUGAACAGCUUGAUCCUUGAUUCUCCAGCUUUCUCGGACGACCUUCAAGCCGAAACAUUCAACUUUAUCAAUAGCCUGAUCUCCGAUCGUUUGCGACCUGUCGAAGAUCGUUCCUCGUUCACCCUUCUUCUCACGCACCUUCCUCUACACAAAAAAGAGGGCGUAUGUAUAGAUGCUCCAUUUUUCGACUAUUGGGGAGAUGACGACGGCGGCGGUGUGUAUAGACCCCAUGGAGUCAGAGAGCAAAAUCAUCUCAGUACCGAAGUAAGCCAGCAUGGUACUCUUGAAGCUCUUUUCGGAAUGACUGGCAACGUCGAUGCACCAGCACAAGGCAAGGGAAGACAUGGAUUAAUUUUGACCGGACAUGAUCAUGAAGGAUGUGAUGUCUUGCACUAUGUCCCUUCAAACACAACUUGGUCUAGCUCCACAGGGAAUGUUGAAGAAGGUCGACAAACGACAUGGGAGGCAGUACGUUGGGAUCAGGUUGACGGAAGAAAUUCACAUACUGGUGUGCGGGAGAUCACUUUGCGAAGCAUGAUGGGGGACUAUGAUGGCAACGCAGGUCUCCUCAGUGCCUGGUAUGAUCUCUCGAGCAAAGGAUGGAAGUACGAUAUUUCAAGGUGUGGCUUGAAUGUCAAAUUGUGGUGGGCGGUGCAUGUUCUCGAUUUGACUGCGCUUGCUGUUUUUACGCUAUGGAUGGUCGACCUUGUUGCUCGCAUAUUCUUCCCUGCAGGAAGUAAACAUGACCAGCAUCAGUCUUCCCAUGUUCUCAAGCUUAAGUCGAAUCACGUGGCCGCGCCAAUAGCAACGACAUCGGUACCAACGAACAAGCUCAAUUCUGAUACACCCAAGGCAAACAAGAAAUCAAAAUGAAAACGAUCCACAGAGGGUCCGGGUUGUACACAAGCUACUUGAUAUACUUGCUACCACUGGGUCCAGGCAUUCGGCAGGAUCAUGAUUCAGGGAUAAAGACCUUUGUCACCGUCAUCAUACCAUGACACUGGUAUCGACAACUGCUUUAUGUUGCAUUUCUGGUUGCUGGAAGAUGCCCUGCAACUGAAAAGCAAACGUCGACUUAUCAAAGAAGCCAACUCUCUGGCUAGUGGUCUCUGGCUGUCAAGUUGGAGACAGAUUGCUGGAACUAUCUUGUUCAUUCUGAGACAUGUCACUUUCCUGAAAAUGUCCUUGCCAGAGCACAGACGGCGACACCACUCUCAGCAGAUGCCGUUACCUCACAGUCACCGAUACCAACUUGUAGCGGUGUUCAUUCAUUAGUGACGCAUGAGAGAUCAACACGACAACGCGACCAGAGCCACCUCGUGAUAAUGUCAACACGGUUGAAUAUCAGACAUGGAUCAACUGCGCAGUCACACAAGCCGUGUCGCAUGUGGCUGGACCGAUGAUAUCCUUUCGGCCCUUCACCAUUCAGUCCUGACAGACAGGCAGCGAUGAAUGCUUCAAUCGAGUUCCACACAUAGUAAAAUUUCCAACAUUU
Molecule: messenger RNA, 2344 nt
Organism: Exophiala oligosperma
Lineage: Eukaryota; Fungi; Ascomycota; Eurotiomycetes; Chaetothyriales; Herpotrichiellaceae
Exons: 1
Coding region: 1-1722 (573 amino acids)
Biological process (GO): GPI anchor biosynthetic process
Cellular component (GO): endoplasmic reticulum
Source: RefSeq, a predicted model, not a curated record